AUGAAGCAAAAACAAGUGCUGAAGCGAUUUCUGGUGUCCAUCAGAAUAUUGUGUGUCUUUUACGGAAUCAUUUCAGACUGUGAUGAGGUGUUCAACUACUGGGAGCCGUUGAACUUCAUGGUGAGAGGCUUUGGAAAACAGACAUGGGAAUACUCGCCUAUAUAUGCUAUCCGAUCAUGGGCGUUCUUGAUGCCAUUGAAUGUGCUAUUGAUCCCUCUGGACUUUUUGCGAGCUCAAUUUCAAUUUCCAGUGUAUUUCGAGUUCUAUGUUGCUAGGUUGGCUAUUGCAGCGGCGUCUCUGCUUGGAGAACUGGCUUUGUACGAGUCCGUUUACUCUUGUCUCAACCACGAUAUUGCAAAUUGGUUUUUGUUAUUUUCCACAGUGGCUCCUGGCAUGUCUCAUGCCUCGAUUGCAUUUUUGCCUUCGAGUUUUGCCAUGAUCUGUGAGAUGUUUGCCAUAUCAAGUUCCAUACGAUGCUUUAGGGAAAGCUCGACAAGCAAAAAGGCGUGGUCAUUUGCCAAAGUGGUGAUCUGGACUAGUUUGGGAGGUUUAUUGGGUUGGCCUUUCUCACUUGUUUUGGCAAUUCCGUUCGCAGUUGGUGUUGCGCUCCAAUUUGGCGUGCUUGUCGCUGCGAAGAACUUGAUUCUGCCAUCACUUGCAGUCUUGCCUCUGGCCCUAGGUCUGGUUCUUUUCGAGUCUGUUUUCUACGGAAAGUACGAGUUCGUUCCUUUGAACAUUGUUCUAUACAACGUGGUCAAUUCCAGCGAAACAAGUGGCCCAAACAUCUUUGGGACUGAACCCUUGAGCUACUACGUCUUGAACUUGCUUUUGAAUUUCAACAUUAUUGCGGUUCUUGCGUAUGUUGGAUGUGUGAUGUCUCCGUUGAUAGAAUGGGUUGUCCUGGGAGACAUCAAUGUAUUAAGCAUAGUCACCAACGCGAAUCUUCCUGUGCUGAUAUGGUCCCUUAUUUUCUUUGCCCAACCACAUAAGGAGGAGAGAUUUUUGUAUCCGAUAUAUCCCAUGAUCUCGUUAUCUGCGGCAAUCUUAGCCGGGCAGUUAUUCAAGAUCGUGAGAUUGUUGACUGGAAAACAUAUUGCUCGCCUUUCGGUUACCCUCUUUGCCAUUGUGGUGUCGUUCGUGUCCGUUUUGAGAAUCACAUCUUUGAUGCAUAACUACCGGGCUCCGUUGGCAGUUUAUGCUGCCCUGCCACAGACUAAUGAGACAUUGAAUGUUUGUGUGGGGAGGGAGUGGUACCAUUACCCAUCAUCGUUCUUUCUGCCGGACAAUGCUAGGCUCAAGUUUGUGCCUUCAGGAUUUAGAGGCUUACUUCCUGAUGACUUCCAUGAGCCCGAAAAAAAUGCCUUUUUCGAUAAAGUGGAUUCCCUGAUUUCAUCUACAAAUGUCUUCAACAAUGAGAAUCUUUAUAUGGAAGACAAGGUGCUGCCAGUUGCUGGUUUCCAGGAUGCUUGUGACUACUACGUGGACGUCAAUAUACCAGUAGAUGCAGAUAUGGAUGAGGUCAAUGUGGCCAAGCUGGAUGGAUGGGAAUCGGUACUUUGUCAUAACAUCAUAGACCCGGACGAGAGCAAAGGCGUGGGUCGUUUACUCUACAUUCCGUCCCGAUUCCAUGACCUUACGCGGACAAAGAUGGUGUACCAUGACUACUGUCUUUUUCGUAAAACAAAAUGA
Kuraishia capsulata CBS 1993 is the source of this 1689-nucleotide messenger RNA. RefSeq lists its product as uncharacterized. Gene Ontology annotation, molecular function: alpha-1,2-mannosyltransferase activity. The transcript has a single exon. Gene Ontology annotation, biological process: protein N-linked glycosylation. Gene Ontology annotation, cellular component: endoplasmic reticulum membrane. The record is from RefSeq and is a predicted model, not a curated record. Bases 1 to 1689 code for a protein of 562 amino acids. NCBI's taxonomy places the organism in Eukaryota, Fungi, Ascomycota, Pichiomycetes, Pichiales, Pichiaceae.